AUGGUGAAAACAGUUGCUAACGGAAAGAAGAAGCCUCAAAAGGUUGUUAAGAAACAACAGAAAACGCAAAAAAAGCAUAACCAACAAAAGCUGCAAAAAAGGAAUACACCAACUUUGAAGCAGAAGCUCAAGAAGGAAUCUAAAAUUGUCAAGAUCAAUGAAUUAGCUUGGAAACCGGUUGAAAUACCUGAUAACUUUGGAGAUUUUGGUGGAUUCUAUGGGUUGGAAGAGAUUGACGGUGUAGACGUUGAAAUGGUGGAUGGUAAGCCUCAAUUUGUUGUAAAAGGAGAAGAGGGAGAAAAGAGUGUAUCAAAUGAAAACACUACCACCAAUGAGCUGGAAGAUGGAGACGACAUUGAGGUAGACGAGGGAGAGGAAAUUGCACAGCAAGAGCAAGAAAACAGUGACAAUGAUGAACUAAUUGAGGAAGAUGCAGAAGAAGUAGAAGAACAACAACAACAUGGAGAAAAAGAAUUAGAGGAAGAAGAAUUUACUGGUUUUGGCGACGAUAUCGCUAAGGAGGAAAAGGAUUCCGACGGUGCUAAGAAAAAGCUCAACUCAUCAGAAGAUAUUGAUGAACUUAAAUACAAUGCAUUUGCAAAUUUGGAUCUUCCUCUUCCGAAUGAUGAUGAAAUAGACUUGCCCGAAUGGGGAGAAGAUAAAAUUGAGACCUGUUUGAGCCCCUACAUUUUGAAUGGUUUGUCAAAUAUGAAAUUCACCACCCCAACCCCUAUUCAGAAACGUACCAUCCCAUUAGCUUUGGAAGGAAAAGAUGUUAUUGGUAAAGCCACUACUGGUUCAGGUAAGACCUUGGCUUACGGUAUUCCAAUUCUUGAGAAAUAUAUUCAAUCACUUGAUACCGUGAAAAGGAAAGUAAGGGAAAAGGUUGUCAACCACCCUACAGGAAUUAUUUUUGCACCUACCAGAGAAUUAGCUCACCAAGUUGUUGACCAUUUAAACAAAAUUGCCCAAUAUUCUCCUUUGUCAACAAAAGGUAUUGUGAGUGUUACAGGUGGGCUAUCCAUACAAAAACAAGAGAGACUAUUGAGUUUUGGACCUGGGAUUAUUGUUGCCACUCCUGGUCGUAUGUUGGAAUUAUGUCAAAAUGACCAAGAGUUGGUCAAGAGACUUAGUAUGACAGAUAUUAUUGUGUUGGAUGAAGCUGAUAGAUUAUUACAAGAUGGACAUUUUGAGGAGUUUGAAAAAAUAUUGGAACUUUUUAAUAAGAAUCGUCCCAAAAAUGAUAAGAGUAUUGAGUGGAAAUGGCAAACAUUGGUGUUUAGUGCUACGUUCUCGAGAGAUUUGUUUGGAAAGCUUGAUAAGCAACAAAAGCAAAAGUCUGUCAAGGGGAAUGGGAAAGCCCUUAACAAAGCUGAUAGUGGUAAUUCUUUGGUACAAAAUGAUGAGAUUAUAGAGUUGUUGCGUGAAAAGCUUAGGUUUAAAGAUAAGGCACCAUCUUUGGUUGAUGCCAAUCCAAAAGAAAUUGUUUCUGGACAAAUUACCGAGGCAUUGGUGGAAUGUGGACCAUUAGAACGUGACUUGUAUCUUUACUAUUUCCUUUUGAUGUAUAAGGGGUCAACCUUGGUGUUUGCCAACUCCAUCGAUUCUGUUAAACGAUUGGUACCAUUGCUCAAUAAUUUGAACAUUCCGGCAUUUGCCAUUCACUCAUCGAUGAUUCAAAAGCAAAGACUUCGAUCUUUGGAGAGGUUCAAAGAUGCAAGUGAAAAAAACCAAACUGCCGUCUUGGUGGCAUCAGACGUUGCUGCUAGAGGUUUGGAUAUACCCAAUAUUGAUCAUGUAGCGCAUUACCAUUUGCCCAGAUCUGCCGAUGUUUAUAUUCACAGAUCAGGAAGAACUGCGAGAGCAGGGAAGGAAGGUGUUUCUGUAAUGUUUUGUUCGCCUCAAGAAGCAUCUGGGCCAUUACGAAAGUUGAGGAAGUUGGUUGCAAGCAAUGCAGCCAACAAUAAGAACCAAAAAAUUAAUGUUCAUAGCGAUGUUAAAUUGUUGCCAGUUGAGAUGGAUCUUGUCUCACAAUUAAGACCCAGGGUGGAGUUAGCUGGAAGAUUAGCUGAUUCAAACAUAUCUUCAACCGCGACUAGGAAGGAAAAUUCAUGGGUGAAGCAAGCGGCAGAGGAAUUAGGUGUAGAGGAUUUGCAUGAUCUUGAUGAAUUUGAGGAUGAUAUAAUCAAGAAACAGAGGAAACGUCAAGAAAGUAAAAGGUUAGAUAAAAACGAACAAAAGAGGCUUCGUUUUGAGUUGAGGGAAUUACUUGCGAAUCCAAUUAGAAAAAAUAAUCGAAGAUCGUAUUUGACUAGUGGGUUGCAAAAUUUGGCUCAUUUGAUGGUACAAGGUACGCAUCAUGAGGAUGUUUUAGGCCAUGAAAAGGUUAAGGCAUUAAAAGAUUUGCAAAAAAACGGAAGUAAGAUAAAACCGGUGAAGGGCGACGACAAGAUGAAAAGGAUAGCAAAAGUUAACCAGAGAAAGCAAGCCAAGAAGGACGCUAAGAAAGACGCGAAGCAGAAGAGACAAGAGUUGAGGCAUGGCCAUUCAAAUAAAAGUGAAGAGUAA
Messenger RNA from Lodderomyces elongisporus, 2568 nucleotides. RefSeq names its product putative ATP-dependent RNA helicase (gene MAK5). Bases 1 to 2568 code for a protein of 855 amino acids. The transcript has a single exon. The record is from RefSeq and is a predicted model, not a curated record. Gene Ontology annotation, molecular function: nucleic acid binding; RNA helicase activity; ATP binding. Lineage: Eukaryota; Fungi; Ascomycota; Pichiomycetes; Serinales; Debaryomycetaceae.